Molecule: messenger RNA, 1051 nt
Organism: Monomorium pharaonis (pharaoh ant)
Lineage: Eukaryota; Metazoa; Arthropoda; Insecta; Hymenoptera; Formicidae
Exons: 2
Coding region: 36-761 (241 amino acids)
Source: RefSeq, a predicted model, not a curated record
GGUUUCCAGUACGCAUCUGUCACGCAGCGGCUACAAUGAAGUUUACGUUAGGAUUGAUUGCUAUUUUGGCCAUUGCGAAUCUGGGACAAGCUUACUCGGUCUUGGAUUUCAGCAAGAAAUUGAUAAUAGAAAUGGAGCAAAAUUCAGAAGAAGAUAUUGAAAAAAGACUAGAACUAUUUGAAGAACUAAUGGACUUCUUCUAUCUUGUCAAUCGGUCGAAAGAAUUUAGUGACAUAUUAGAGGAUUAUCUAAUUGAAGAUUUGAAAAUAGAACAAGCUAUAUUAUUUCUUUUUACAAAUGAAUUCCACGAUCUGUUAAGUGCUCUCGAAGCUCUUAAGGAAUUUCAAGCAUUGGUAGUAUAUCUAGAUAAGGCUGGACUCAUUAUUGUUGAACUUAUCCAAGAAUUUCAUACAAGCUUCCGCAUGAAAGAUUAUGUACCACCCAAGAUAGAAGGCUUUUUCAAGUCUCUAAUUAAGACGCAAAAGAUCAGUGAUGGAAUGGAAGGAAUGAUUAAGGAUCUUUAUAAUGCACUACCUUUGGACAAAAUUGAUGCUCGUUACGAAGAAACGUUGAGGACUUCGAAAGUUUAUGCUGAUUUUAUUACGAAAGUUACGUCAAAGGAGAUGGAGAAAAUCAUCAAUGAUCUAAUCGCUCAUAAAACCUACAAGGAAUUUAUUACAAAGACCAAAGAAAAAGGUUGCGAUUUUGAAGGGUUAUCAAUUCUUAAUGCAAGAAUAAUUGGCAUUAAAAUAGAAAAAUAAAAUCAGCUAAUCUACUGAACAUUUUCUGCUUGUAAUUGAUUCAAAUAAAUUAUUUGUUAAUAAAAUAACGAAAUAGAAGUUACUAAUAUAAUAAUUAUUGCAUCUGACCUACCAAUAAAUGUAUUAAAUGAAAUAAACAACUUAUUUUUUUCUUCUCUUAUAUGCCUUUAAAUGUAAUUAAAUAUUCUCGGAAAGGAAACUUCACGGGUAGGAAAUAGAGGAGAAAUAGAGAUAACGAAUUUUUUAUAUUUUCUUUACAUCUUUAAUAUGAUAUGUACACACACAUUACA